Molecule: messenger RNA, 1850 nt
Organism: Olea europaea var. sylvestris
Lineage: Eukaryota; Viridiplantae; Streptophyta; Magnoliopsida; Lamiales; Oleaceae
Product: ultraviolet-B receptor UVR8
Exons: 15
Coding region: 185-1531 (448 amino acids)
Source: RefSeq, a predicted model, not a curated record
GAAAAUGCUUUAACUCGUUAGUCUGCCACCAAGAAGUCUCCAGCUGCGAUUAUAAAAGACCCAGCACUUCCAAACAUCGAAUACAGACGUUGCAUCAUUUCAAGCCAUAAAUAAACUAAUCUAACAGUAAGCAGAAUCCUUCAUUUUCUCAUGAACCUGAUUUGGAAUCCCCAUAAUUCCGAGCAUGACGAUGCCAAGAACUUAUGCUUGCGUGAAGAAACUCACAUCAUUAUCAUCAUCUUCUUCAGCAGAAAAUUUGGCUAAGAAAGCAAAAUCUGCUUUUGGAUCGAGUUUUAGGAGAUUGGUUUCGGUUAAAUUUGGGAAUGAAGAAGAGAAACAAUUCGGAAAAUUGAACAAAGGCAAGAAAUUCGUGGCGUUAUGGGGAAACGGUGAUUAUGGGAGGCUGGGAUUGGGGAAUUUACAGUCUCAGUGGAGACCUAAGCCUCUUUUUUCAUCUGCUUUUGAUAAUCAGAGUGUUAAGGAGAUAGCUUGUGGUGGUGCUCACACUCUUUUCCUCACUGAAAAUGGAAAUGUGUAUGCAACUGGUCUCAAUGAUUUUGGACAGCUAGGAAUAUCAGAUUAUAAAAGUUAUACAACUGAGCCUCUAAGAGUUUCAGGACUUCCUAAAGAAGUCAUGAAGAUUUCGGCUGGCUAUUAUCAUUCUGCUGCAAUCACAGUGGAUGGGGAGCUCUAUAUGUGGGGAAAAAAUGCCAAUGGACAACUAGGCCUUGGAAAAAAGGCAGAACAGGUCGUUCCUUUACCUAGUAAAGUUGAAUGCUUGAAUGGAGUCACAAUUUCAACGGCAUCCCUGGGAUUUGAACACUCAAUUGCUGUUACAGAUGGAGGUGAACCCUUGAGUUGGGGAGGAGGAGAAUUGGGAAGACUUGGUCAUGGACAUGAAUCAAGCAUUUUGGGAUUUCUGAAAAGUAGCAGUGAAUAUACACCACGGCUUAUCAAAGAACUUGAGGGAGUCAAGGUCAAAAGUAUUUCUGCUGGGAUGCUCCAUUCUGCCUGCAUUUCUGAGAAUGGUGCUGUAUAUUUUUUUGGAGAAAGAGCAUUAGAGAAAAUGUUUUUUGGCAAAGCAAACAAUGCUACUACACCAUCUAUGAUCAGCUCGCUACCAUUUUCAAAAGAGGUUGCAUGCGGUGGUUAUCACACCUGUGUUAUUACAAAUGGUGGAGAUUUGUACACAUGGGGCUCCAAUGAGAAUGGCUGUCUUGGCAUUGGCUAUUCAGGUGUUGCUCAUACACCUGAAAGAGUUGAAGGUCCAUUUUUGGGGGAACCUGUUAGUAAGGUGGCCUGUGGUUGGAAGCAUACAGCAGCAGUUUCUGGGGGCAAUAUAUACACUUGGGGCUGGGGUGGUUCACAUGGAACAUUUUCAGAAGAUGGACACUCUCCAGGCGGACAAUUGGGUCAUGGUGAUGAUGUUGACUACGUGGAACCUACUUUGCUCGACUUCAACAAGAACGUAAAAGCAUUGGAAGUAUCUUGUGGAUUCAAUCACACGGGUGGCCUUUUUGAAUAUAUCUGAGUAAUGGCCAUGACAUUGACUCUUUUUCGUCGUUCUGUUUCUGCCAAGCGAUUUCGAGGAAGAUUUCUGCACUAUUUGUUCAUUCUUUCUUUAAAGCUGAAGAUUGACCGAAACCCCUACAUUUGUUAUACUCAUCAAGAGAACUAAUGGGAAAAGCAGAGUACAUAAUGAGGUGCGUGACAUGUAUUUUGUGUCGAUGGAUAAUUUUCUGAAAAAUAAACGGCAGCCAUAUUUAAAGAAAAUGUAUCUGUAUAUAAGAUGAUAAAUGUUUGCUAUGUAUUGUUCAGAUUGUAAUUUCUAUAUGAUGGGGUUUUGUGUA